GUCAAAAGAAAGAACACGGCUGGGACGAUGCAAGUGGAGAGGAUGUUCAUUCUCACGAGGAAGCCGCUCGUCAUAGAGGACAAAACACGUUUGCACUACAGCGGGACCAGCAACGGUGAGCACAUAUUCGUGGGGUGGAGGGCCCAUGACAACCCUUCGCUGUGGACGAUGAAGCGCAAGGAUAAGAAGAUGAUAAUCGGGAAAAAAGAAAUCGCCUUGAUGGGGGGGCCAGGCGAGGACACCCAGGAGGAUAAGAACCUUGACAAGUUAGAUGCCCUUUCCCAGACGCCCGAGACGGUGGAGCCCGUUUUCUGGUUCGCGCCCCCGCCCCAGCUCUCCGACGAGUGGAAGCGCGACUUCAAUUUGAAAUCGAUUGUCGCCUUGACGCUAGGCGACGCGAGCCUCGCCAUGACGGCGAUCCGCUUCAAG
Prorocentrum cordatum is the source of this 429-nucleotide messenger RNA. The record is from the annotation of a GenBank genome assembly. Lineage: Eukaryota; Dinophyceae; Prorocentrales; Prorocentraceae.